Lactuca saligna is the source of this 2757-nucleotide messenger RNA. Lineage: Eukaryota; Viridiplantae; Streptophyta; Magnoliopsida; Asterales; Asteraceae. The record is from the annotation of a GenBank genome assembly.
AUGAUUCAUCGAAAUAAUGAGUCACCAUUGAUAUCGACACAUCUGACAAAUGUUCGGGAGUUCCUCUAUGCAAUCCUUUUCCUUCUUCUUGUUGCUGCAUAUCUCGCUUGUACACGUCUUCUCUUUGUUUUCGGGGCCUCUAGUGAGUUACAGACAGAGUUCGAAAAGGUCAAAUCUUUGAUGAUUCCAUCAUCUAUGAUUGAGUUGCGAAAACUUCUGGAUAGGUAUCCUACAUCUGAACCGAAUUCUUUCUGGUUAAAGAAUCUCUUUCUAGUUGCUCUGAAACAAUUAGGAGAUUCUCUAGGUGGCAACAUGCUAUUGGGUGGUGGUCCCGCUUAUAGGGUCAAAUCAAUACGCUCUAAGAAGAAAUAUUUGAAUAUAAAUCUCAUCGAUAUCAUCGAUCUCAUAAGUAUCAUACCAAAUCCCAUCAAUCGAAUCACUUUUUCGAGAAAUACGAGACAUCUAAGUCAUACAAGUAAAGAGAUCUAUUCAUUGAUAAGAAAAAGAAAAAACGUGAACGGGGACUGGAUUGAUGAUAAAAUAGAAUCCUGGGUUGCAAACAGCGAUUCGAUUGAUGAUGAAAAAAGAGAAUUCUUGGUUCAGUUCUCCACCUUAACGACAGAAAAAAGGAUUGAUCAAAUUUUAUUGAGUCUGACUCAUAGUGAUCAUUUCUCAAAGAAUGACUCUGGUUAUCAAAUGAUUGAACAACCGGGAGCAAUUUACUUACGAUACUUAGUUGACAUUCAUAAAAAGUAUCUAAUGAAUUAUGAGUUCAAUACAUCCUCUUUAGCAGAAAGACGGAUAUUCCUUGCUCAUUAUCAGACAAUCACUUAUUCACAAACUUCGUGUGGGGCUAAUAGUUUGCAUUUCCCAUCUCAUGGAAAACCCUUUUCGCUCCGCUUAGCCUUAUCCCUCUCUAGGGGUACUUUAGUAAUAGGUUCUAUAGGAACUGGACGAUCUUAUUUGGUCAAAUACCUAGCGAAAAACUCCUAUCUUCCUUUCAUUACGGUAUUUCUGAACAAGUCCCUGGAUAACAAGUCUCAAGGUUUUGAUAAUAUUGAUGUUGAUGCUAGUGACGAUAGUGAUGCUAGUGACGAUAUUGAUGCUAGUGACGAUAUCCUUGAUAUGGAGCUGGAACUGCUAACUAGAAUGAAUGCGCUAACUAUGGCUAUGAUGCCUGAAGAUGAAGACCUACUUUAUAUCACCCUUCAAUUCGAAUUAGCAAAAGCAAUGUCUCCUUGCAUAAUAUGGAUUCCAAACAUUCAUGAUCUGGAUGUGAAUGAGUCGAAUUACUUGUCCCCAGGUCUAUUAGUGAACCUUCUCUCCAGGGAUUAUGAAACUAGAAAUAUUCUUGUUAUUGCUUCGACUCAUAUUCCCCAAAAAGUGGAUCCCGCUCUAAUAGCUCCGAAUAAAUUAAAUACGUGCAUUAAGAUACGAAGGCUUCUUAUUCCACAACAACGAAAGCACUUUUUCACUCUUUCAUAUACUAGGGGAUUUCACUUGGAAAAGAAAAUGUUCCAUACUAAUGGAUUCGGGUCCAUAACCAUGGGUUCCAAUGCACGAGAUCUUGUAGCACUUACCAAUGAGGCCCUAUCGAUUAGUAUUACACAGAAUAAAUCAAUUAUAGAUACUAAUACAAUUAGAUCCGCUCUUCAUAGACAAAUUUGGGAUUUGCGAUCCCAGGUAAGAUCGGUCCAGGAUCAUGGGAUCCUUUUCUAUAAGAUAGGAAGGGCUGUAGCACAAAAUGUACUUUUAAGUAAUUGCCCCAUAGAUCCUAUAUCUAUCUAUAUGAAAAAGAAAUCAUGUAACGAAGUGGAUUAUUAUUUGUACAAUUGGUACUUCGAACUUGGAACGAGCAUGAAGAAAUUAACGAUACUUCUUUAUCUUUUGAGUUGUUCUGCCGGAUCGGUCACUCAAGAUCUUUGGUCUCUACCCGGACCCGAUGAAAAAAAUGGGAUCACUCCUUAUGGACUCGUUGAGAAUGAUUCUGGUCUAGUUCGUGGCCUAUUAGAAGUGGAAGGCGCUCUGGUGGGAUCCUCACGGACAUGCAGUCAGUUUGAUAAGGAUCGAGUGACAUUGCUUCUUCGACCCGAACCAAGGAAUCCCUUAGAUAUGAUGCAAAAUGGAUCUUGUUCUAUCCUUGAUCAGAGAUUUCUCUAUGAAAAAGACGAAUCGGAGUCAUUUCGGGGCAAGCGGAUCGUUUAUGAUGAAGAGGAUGAGCUUCAAGAGAAUGAUUCGGAGUUCUUGCAGAGUGGAACCGUGCAGUACCAGACACGAGAUAUAUCUUCCAAAGAACAAGGCCUUUUUCGAAUAAGCCAAUUCAUUUGGGACCCUGCAGAUCCACUCUUUUUCCUAUUCAAAGCUCAGCCCUUUGUCUCUGUGUUUUCACAUCGAGAAUUAUUUGCAGAUGAAGAGAUGUCAAAGGGGCUUCUUACUCCCCAAAAAAAUCGUCCUACAUCUCUAUAUAAACGCUGGUUUAUCAAGAAGACGCAAGAAAAGCACUUCGAAUUGUUGAUUAAUCGCCAGAGAUGGCUUAGAACCAAUCGUUCAUUAUCUAAUGGAUCUUUCCGUUCUAAUACUCUAUCCGAGAGUUAUCAGUAUUUAUCAAAUCUGUUCCUAUCUAACGGAACACUAUUGGAUCAAAUGACAAAGGCAUUGUUGAGAAAAAGAUGGCUUUUCCCGGAUGAAAUGCAAAUUGGAUUCAUGGAACAGGAUAAGGAUUUCCCAUUCCUUAGCCAGAAAGAUAUGUGGCCAUGA